Messenger RNA from Phyllopteryx taeniolatus (common seadragon), 6258 nucleotides. It is a transcript of the gene myom2a, whose product is annotated as myomesin 2a. The transcript has 39 exons. Gene Ontology annotation, molecular function: protein binding. Bases 16 to 4887 code for a protein of 1623 amino acids. The record is from RefSeq and is a predicted model, not a curated record. NCBI's taxonomy places the organism in Eukaryota, Metazoa, Chordata, Actinopteri, Syngnathiformes, Syngnathidae.
UGGAAGGGGAUCGGCAUGCCCCCCGGCCGCCGAGGGGCUAAUGUGGCUAAUGUUUUUCUUCCCAUCAGCAAAGUCCUUCCCAAGCCACGUCCGCCCGCUCCAGCGCCGCCAACGCCGCCGUUGCUUUGCGCUCUUUUAAUCUCUCGGGGUGUUCCCGUCAUGGCUUCCAAAGUCAUUCCCUGGUAUAAGCGGAAUCGCGGCAGCCAAGUGAAAAGUGAUCUCGCUUAUCAGUACAGCACCAAGCGUGUCGUCUCUGAGCAGACGACACAAAGCAGCAAGUCAAGUUCCAAGUCGACGAGGCAGGUGCAGGCCGCGGCCACAGAGGCAAUGGCGGAACCGGAGUACACCAUCCCGGUGUUUCGGCAGAGGACCAGCGAAGAGACAGGAGAGACUGAGGAGUACCAGCGAGUGAGCACAAAGUUGGAAAAGGGCUUGGCUGUCAUCCAGGAGGAACUCCAAAGGAUGAGGAUCUCCACCAAGGCUCAAGUCGAUAGUCUGGCCAUCGAGAAAGAGGUGAAAGAGAAGAUGUACAGGAAAGUGGAUUUGCUGGAGGAAAUCCCGCGCAUGCCAGACUUCAUCGUGGCCUUGCGGCCUCACACCGUGUGGGAGAAGAUGCCCGUCAAACUCUUCUGCACCGUGCUGGGGACCCCCAUGCCCAUCGUCAAAUGGUACAAAGGAGGCGUCCCAGUGGACCCUCUGAGCGCUCCAGGAAAGUACAAGAUUGAGAGCAAGUAUGGAGUACACAGUUUGAUCAUUAGCAGGUGUGUCGUGAGCGACACUGCAGAUUACAGCGCCGUGGCCACCAACACACACGGCACAGCCGCCAGCGCGGCCACAGUCACUGUCAGGAGAGCGAGUGGAGGCGGAUGGUCCAGCCAGAUCGGUAUAGUUCCCCGUCUGAGCGGGAGCCACUUCAGUAAGUUGGAGGUGAGCCUGGUGCAUUGUUUCCCGGUCACAUUCGGCGUGGAGGGCGAGUCGGCCAGCCUGCUGUGCUCCCUGGUGGCGGUCCCCGAUCUCCCCAACCUGCCCCCCACCAUCGAGUGGUACAGAGACGAUAAACUUUUGCAGCCUGGCCCCCUGGUGGACAUGUCGGUGGGCGGCAGUGUGGCUCGCCUGGUGUUGCCCCACCUGGCCAAGGACGACGAGGGUCUUUACACAAUCCGCGUGUUCACCAAGGACGGCACCUCCGAGCACUGCGCCUACCUCUUUGUUUCAGAUGCCACCCCCCCUGUGGCUGGGGCCCCCGGAGCCCCCAUGAGCGUCAAGGCGUAUGACAUCAACUCCGAAUACAUCCUGGUUGCCUGGAAACCACCCAACACCGUCGACGAGGCAGCCAUUACUGGUUACUUUGUGGACAGGUGUGAGGGGGGGAGCGACUCAUGGGUCCAGUGCAACGACGCCCCGGUGAAGGUGUGCAAGUACCCGGUCCACAGCCUGAAGCCGGGCCACUCGUACCGCUUCCGGGUCCGAGCCGUGAACAGCGCGGGUGUCAGCAGGGCCUCCCGCCCGUCCCACGUAGUCACGGCCCUGGACGCCGCCGAGAGCGCCAAGCUGGAAGUGAUUAAGAGGCAGGGAAAGUACCACGUUGUCACCAGGAAUCAUGAGCUGGAAGGCCAGGCGACCAUUCCUGAUCCGCCCAGCGAUGUGCACGCGUCUGAGAUUUACAAAACGCACGUCGUGCUCAGCUGGACACCGCCCAGCCAGCGUGGACCUGCACCACUGUACUACGCCGUAGAGCAGUGUUUGGCGGCUGGCGGCUCAUGGCGGCGCGUCAACACGGGUGUGGAGCUUCGCUCGCCUCGUUCGGCCGUCUUUGAUUUCCCGGACGAGCGCGCUUACCUGUUCCGAGUGUUUGCGUUCAACGCGUACGACGUCGGCCCGGCCUCGGAGCCCUCAGAGCCCGUGAGGAAGGCGCACCGGGACGGUUGUGAGCUGCCUGUUGCAGGCGUAGCAUCCGCUCCAGGCCAACCGGUCGCCACCCGCAACACCAAGUCAUCUGUCUUCGUCCAGUGGGAGGCACCCAGGCAUGGGCAGCAAGACCUGAUGGGAUACUACAUCGACGGCCGCAUGGUGGGCAGCAAGGACUGGUUUGCCUGCAACCACAAACCUUUCAAACUCAACAGGUUUGUGGUGCACGGCCUAACGCCCGGGGAGACCUACGUGUUUCGGGUGCAAGCCGUCAAUGUCUUCGGACUGAGCGAAGAGUCUCAGGAGUCGGGACCCAUCGCAGUAGAGCCGGCCCUGGGUGGGGGGUUUGAGUGUGCCACCCCCAGCUCCCCAUACGGUAUAAGCCUGUUGAAUUGCGAUGGCUCCUCCAUGACGGUGUCCUGGAGCAGCCCCAAGCGCUGCGGUGGCUCCAAGGUCAUCGCCUACUAUGUGGACAGACGCGACGUCGACUCCCUUGUCUGGAAGGAGGUCAACGUAAACGGCAUCAUGGACCGAGUGUGCACAGUGGAUAAUCUGACGGAGGGAACCUUCUAUGAAUUCAAGGUUCAGGCGGCCAAUUUGGCAGGCGUGGGUUUGCCCUCGGCUCCAAGCCUCGCGAUGAAGUGUGACGCUUGGACCAUGGAGCAGCCAGGUCCGGCUUACGAUCUGACCUUCAGCGAGGUCCGCAGUCACUCCCUGGUCCUGGUUUGGAAAGCUCCAGUCUACACAGGGGCAAGCGCCGUUUCCGGGUACUUUGUGGACAUGGCCAAGAAGGGCUCAUGCGAGUUCGUUGCCCUGAAUGAGAGCGCCAUCAGUCAGCGCUACAUGCAGGUAAGCGGUCUGGAGGAGGGCGAGUGGUACGUGUUUCGGGUUCGCACCGUCAACGCUCACGGCAUUGGUAGAGCCUCCCUGGUGACUGAGGCCGUCUGCGCCAGACCUCCUCCGGGCACCAAAGAGAUUUUGACCGGUGUGGACGAGGAAACGGGCGACAUCUUCCUGUCUCUGGAGGCCUCUGACAUCAGCCAGACCUCUGCCUUUGUGUGGUCUAAGAACUACAAGCCCAUCGGCGAUUGCCCUCGUGUCACUGUCACCACCAAAGGACGCACUUCCAGACUGAGUUUCAUGAACCCCGACAAAGACGAUCUGGGCCGUUACUCCGUGCUGGUCACAGACACAGACGGCGUGUCCGCCAGCCACACGCUCACUGAGGACGCACUCAACUCCAUGCUGGAGCUCAGCCAUGCCAUCAGGAACCCCAUCGUCCCACUCAAGCACGGCCUCAACUAUGAGGUACUGGAGAAAGGCCAUGUGCGCUUCUGGGUGCAGGCCAUCAAGCUUUCGCCUGCCGUGACGUACAGGUUCGUCGUGAACGACAAGGAGUUGACCAGCGGCGAGGGACACAAGAUAAGUCACGAUGUGUCUACGGGCGUCAUCCAGAUGAUCGUAGACAAUUUCACCCGAGACAGCGAGGGCACAUACACGGUGCAAAUCCAUGACGGCAAGGCCAAAGCGCAGAGUUCCCUGGUCCUUGUUGGAGAUGUCUUCCUGGCGGUUCUGAAGGAAGCCGAGUUCCAGAGGAGAGAGUAUGUCAGGAAGCAAGGUGCACAUUUCUCAGAGUACCUGACUUUCACCGUGAAUGAGGACUGCACCGUGAUGCUGACCUGCAAGGUGGCCAACGUGAAAAAGGAGACCACCUUCCACUGGUACAAAGAAGACGAGGAGAUGGUUCCGGAAACUCCCCCCAACGUCAUGUCGGGAGCCUGCGCUCUCCCUAUCCCGCUGUUCUCCAGGAAGGAUCAGGCCGUGUACAAGGCCGUGAUCGGAGAUGAGCGUGGAAAGGACACGUCCACCUAUGACAUCUCAGGACAAGUCUUUGAUGACAUCAUCAACGCCAUCGCGAGGAUCGCUGGCGAUUCGGCUUCUGAACUGGUGCUCCAGUGUACUCCGGAGGGUAUCCGUCUGCAGUGCUACAUGAACUACUACACGGAGGAGAUGAAGACCGUGUGGAAACACAAGGAGAGCAAGAUCGUCUCCUCUGAGAAGAUGAGGAUCGGCGGCACGGCCGAGAUGGCCUGGAUGCAGAUUUGUGACCCGUCAGACAAGGAGAAGGGUCUGUACACCAUCGAGAUCUCUGACGGCGUCAAGACCCACGCCAGGACCUUCGAUCUCUCUGGACAAGCUUACACCGACGCCUAUGAGGAGUACCUGAGAUUAAAGGCUGCUGCGUUUGCGGAGAAAAACCGCGGCCGAGUGCUGGGCGGCCUGCCCGACGUGGUCACCAUCAUGGAGGAUAAGUCCCUGAGCCUGACCUGCACAGUAUGGGGCGAGCCCACUCCCGAGGUCACCUGGUUCAAGAACGAGCAGGAAGUGGCCUCCAAUGAGCACACCAGGAUUACCUUUGACGGCGGAAAGUUCUCCAGCCUGGUCAUCAACCAGGUCACGCCUGAAGACUCGGGCAAGUACAGCAUCAACGUGCGCAACAAGUACGGCGGCGAAUUUGUGGAAAUCACCGUCAGCGUAUACCGGCACGGAGAGCAGAUCCCAGAGUUCAAGCUGGGGCAGACCAAGAUGGCCACGCCCGCUGUUAUACCGCCCUCCAAGACACCUACCCCUGCCCCGUCUAAGACCCAGACCCCGGCCCUGUCCAUGAAGAGCCCCACACCCGCCUCCACCCCCAAAUCCCCGACCCCGGCUCCCAAAUCCAUAACCCCAGCCCCCAAAUCCCCCACUCCGGCCCCUAAAUCUCCCACCCCGGGCCUGAAAUCUCCUACCCCAGCCCCCAAAUCUCCCACCCCGACCCCCAAAUCUCCAGGCUUCAAGUCUCCAACCCCCUUUGGAAAGUCCCCGACUCCAACCCCCAAGUCCCCUACCCCCACCCCGACACCUAAGUCCCCGACCCCCAGUGUCAAGUCGCCCACUCCACCCAGAUUCAUGAAGUCUCCAACCCCACCCAGGAAGUAGGUGGUGGCCCACCCUGGCCUUAAAGUCCCUCACCCCUGGCCUGAAAUCUCCAGGCAUCAAGUCUCUGACUUUCUUGGGAAUGUCCCCAACUCCAGCUCCCAAGUUCCCGACACAUACCCUGACACCAAAAGUCCCUGACCCCCAGCGUCAAGUCGCCCAUUAAGAGUCAGGAAGUCCCUCACCCCAGGCCUAAAAUCUCCCACUGCAAUCUACAACUUUCCAACUCGCUUGGGAAUGUCCCCAACUCUAGCCCCAAAGUCCCUGACGCAUUGCCCGACACCAAAGUUCCCAACCCCCAGCGUCAGGUCGGCCACUCCACCCAGAUUCUUGAAAUCUCCAAUCCCAUCCAGGAGGUAGGUGGCGCUUCAACCUGUCCUUGAAGUCGCCCACUCCACCCAGAUUCAUGAAGUCUCCAAAUCCCAUCCAGGAGGUAGGUGGUGGCCCAACCUGGCCUUGAAGUCCCUCAGCCCCGGCCUGAAAUCUCCAGGCAUCAAGUCUCUGACUUUUUUGGCAAUGUCCCCAACUCCAGCCCCCAAGUUUUCCAAACAUACCCUGACACCAAAAGUCCCUGACCCUCAGCAUCAAGUCGCCCAUCUAGAUUCAGGAAGUCUCCAAUCCUGCCAAAGAAGUAGGUGGUGGAGCCCCAAAUCUUUAGCCCCAAAUUUGCCACACACUACCAGCCUUGAAAUCUCCCACCCGACCCCCAAAUCUCAAGGCUUCAAUUCUCCAAUCCCUUUGGGAAAGUCCCCAACUCCGGCACCUAAGUCCCGGACCCCCAGCAUCAAGUCUCCUGCUCUGACCAGAUUCAGGAAGUCUCCAACCCCAUCCUGGAAGUAGGUAGUGGUGAAGGUUUUUAGUAUGAGCGUGAAAGUGGUCGUCACGAAACAUAAAGCAAAAAAUCGAACUUUUAUGGUCACAUAGAAUAUUUGCUUGAUGAGACAUGUUGAAAAGCUGCACCUUCCGCUACGUUACAUGCUAGCAGAAUGCCUGGUGGGGGGCGUCGAAGUGUGGCAGUUAGCACUUCUUGUUUUGGAACCUAAUGUAACAAGCGUUUUUAUUUGGAAGAUCAUCUUAAGUGAUCAGCAUUAAAGGGGACAUUCAGUAUCUAGUAUACAAAUUUGUUGUGUUUCUGGAGUUUCUGCCCACCCAUCAAAUUUAAAAUUAAACAACCAAGUCAAGCUUUGUGGCCACAAAUUUGCCUUUUGUGUGCACUUUAUAUCUACAGUAUGUUGUGGUCACAAUUUAUUAAAAUGUUCACGUCAUGUCUCGGGCUCCGUAGUUUCCUGCUGUUUUUCUAUUUUUCCUUUUUUUGGGACUUGUGAAGAGAAAUGUUCCCCCUCAAUAAACCAUGGUACUGACGUAUGGACCUGG